Messenger RNA from Periconia digitata, 1413 nucleotides. Lineage: Eukaryota; Fungi; Ascomycota; Dothideomycetes; Pleosporales; Periconiaceae. The record is from the annotation of a GenBank genome assembly.
AACCACUUUCUCUUCACUCUGCGCUCCAAAAUGCGCCGCAACACCUUCCCGCCCCGGCCUCGGCCCGAUGGAGGCCGCUUGAGGGCUCCCGAACGCACACCCGAACAAUCAAAAAGGAAGGUAUUCAACUGUAUCGUCGACGACACGGCGCUCGUAGCUGGCGCGAAGAAGAGCACACGCGAUGGAAUCCGCAAAUGGAUUUCCCAAGAUGCUAUCCGCCUCUUCGUCCCGCUUCACACCCUUGAUCAGCUCCGUCAUUUGCAGAAUGGCGAUGAGCGCAUCAACCUCGAUUCCCGCGAUGCUCUCAAAUGGCUCGACGACAUCACUUCCAUGCCCACGAUCGACGAUCGAGUCCAGCUUGAGGGAGUAGACGAGGCCUACGACACAUGGGAGGAAGUCGAGCAAUUUCUACUUCCCGAGACACUUUUGUCAAUGGAAGAGAGCGAUUCGGAAGAUGAUGAUGACUACGUAGAGGACAUGGAAAGCUCAUUCAAUGCCUUAGAUGUUUCGGACGAGACUUCGGUCAGCUCUACUCAUAGCCUCGAACACCCUUCGAAAAGCCCGCGCGUCGAGUCGGUGCACCCUACCCACCAGAACCGCCCGAUCAAUGGCAACCAAACCAAGAUUGCCGCCGUUGCAAAAUCGCCGAUAAGCCACUCUGCGAGCAGCACGAUCGAGCGCUCCCGAGGCCCCAAGUCGCCCAAGAAAAGUAUCCCUCCUCAUCUUCGCCCCUUCUUCAAUCAUAUCAUGUGGAGGAUCAACAAGGAAAGCAAUCCAGGAGCUGCUUUGGAGUCCUUUAUUCUCCUCACAAACGAUCCGUCUAAGCAAAUGAUUGCACAGAAGUUUGGUAUCCGAGCCAAGCGCUUGGAACAACUUAGGGACGCUGUUGCCCGCGAAGAUCGCGAGUACAAGAAUCAUUUAGCUGUUGAUAAAAUAGAGUCAGAGGCCCGAAGGAACAAUCUGAAUGUGGAACCAAAAGGUCCCGAGCGCCCAAAAUCGAGCCACUCCAAUGUGAGCAAAUCGGUCUCUGCAGUUGAUUCAGACGACGAUGAUGACGAAGUCAUCUUGAAGCGCGCUCCGCGUGGUCCGGCUCAACAGAACAACAACCAACGUGUGUUCGAUCCGAACGACUUUGGACGUACUAAUCAACAAGCCUCGCCCCGCGGCAACAGGGGUGCUUACCCACCCUCUCGCGGCCGGGGUUCCCCACGCGGCGGACCAUCGCCUCGUGGCGGUCGAGGUGCUUUCAGUCCUCGCGGGGCAUAUGUGCCACCUGGGCCAUCGUUCCGACCCACCCCUACAAAUGCUCGCCACGACCCGAAUCGACCCAUCGAUCCGGAUUCUUUCGCCCGUCCGCCCGCCCGCGGUAGCGCUGUCCGUGGAGCGCGAAGAUCAUUGUGGGAACCAAAUUGA